Messenger RNA from Nilaparvata lugens (brown planthopper), 6678 nucleotides. RefSeq names its product transducin-like enhancer protein 4. Gene Ontology annotation, biological process: negative regulation of canonical Wnt signaling pathway; regulation of DNA-templated transcription. The record is from RefSeq and is a predicted model, not a curated record. NCBI's taxonomy places the organism in Eukaryota, Metazoa, Arthropoda, Insecta, Hemiptera, Delphacidae. Gene Ontology annotation, cellular component: transcription regulator complex; nucleus. Gene Ontology annotation, molecular function: protein binding; transcription corepressor activity.
AACAAACUGUUCAGUUGGCCAACCGCCUUUCGACCGUUACGUGCUACGUGUUUCGCAUUCCAUUCAAAAGUUAAACUUAACUCGUGUUAAAAGUUAACCGGUCAAUUGUUAAUUACAGUGUGGUGAUCACUUCUAAUUGAUAGCAUUUGUCGAUAUUGUUUUGUUUCCAAAAGUGCGCGAUGUCUAGAAAGAUGGGUUCCAAACCUCUCCCAGCAGCACUUAACCUCUAAAUAUGGAUCCAACCAUACUGUGAACGUGGUCGGAAUUUAUUAUUGCUGGAAUAAAUAAAUAAUGUAUUGAUGGUUUUUAAGUGUCUGUGUUUCACAUUAAGUGUAUUAGCUUAAUGAUCGCUUAUUUUCACAACCAUCAAACGUGAAAAUUAUUCUACAUUUUAUUCUAGUUGUUUGAAAAUUUGAAUUAACGGUUUUUGUAACGAUCGAAUUUGAGUGCUGUGACCUGUGAGUGUUGUUCUGUGUUGAAAAGUGUCAAGUGUUCGUGUGACCUGUAAUAAAGGAUAAAUUAUAGGUUCAGCGCUGGAAAGGAUACAAGGAUAGUUCGAGUUUAACCGGCAGCUAUGUGGCAAGAUAACCUCUCUAGCUGUUUUUGACAAGAUGUACCCAGCUUCCAGUAUGAAUGCUGCAGCUGUAGCUGCUGCGGCAAGGCAUCCGGGCCCUCCACAGCCUGGGCAACCAUUCAAAUUCACGAUUGGGGAGUCAUGUGACCGAAUCAAAGAGGAAUUUAAUUUCCUGCAGGCGCAGUAUCAUAAUUUGAAAAUGGAAAUUGAAAAAGUCGUUCAAGAAAAGACUGAGAUGCAGCGUCAUUAUGUGAUGUAUUACGAAAUGUCUUAUGGACUAAACGUGGAGAUGCACAAACAGACUGAAAUUGCUAAGAGACUGAACGCCAUUAUUGCGCAAAUUUUACCUUUCCUAUCGCAAGAUCACCAACAGCAAGUGGCCACGGCCGUUGAGAGAGCCAAACAAAUUACAAUGACUGAACUCAACGCUAUAAUUGGGCAACAACGUCCAGAUUUGCCACGACUACUGCAGCAAAUGCACGCCCAGCAGAUGCCACACGCGGGGCAUGCCCCUCCACUGCCCAUGAUGCCCCAUCCGGGGCUUCCGGGUCCCCCCGGGUCGGCUGCCAGCCUUCUGGGACUGUCAGGGGCUUUGGCGGGUCCCGCACACCCACUCAGCAUGCUGACUGCCAAGCCGGACCUCCGGGAUGACGUCAAACCUGCGCCAGGACUCAAUUCUGCAGAGGAGAGGCAUAGAAAUUCGAUAUCGCCUGCUGAGAGAGAAAAGUAUAGACCUAGGAGUCCACCCGAACCUGAGCACAAAAAAAUGAAAAAAGAGGAAAAAGACUGCCAUGGAAGCGAUGGUGAAAAAAGUGAUCAGGACCUCGUAGUCGACGAUGCUAGUGAGGACCCUGUAUCUCCACCCAAUGGCACGGCUUCGCCACGAGAAAAUGGAUUAGAGAAAUUGACCAACAAAAAAGAGCACGUUGGACCCCACAGUCCGCGCAGUGGUACAUCGUCGAAUGCGAGUACGCCGUCAACGAAAAAGAUGGAGGAGAAACCGACAACACCGAUCUCCAAGUCAGUGACUCCCACAAGUGGCGGGUCGGGCAGUGGCGGGUCAGCUUCCGCCAAGCCACUCGGCAAGCCUCCUUCACUUGCAUCGGCGGCUCAAUACCCGCACUACCUGGGAGGUGGUCCUGGCGGUGCCGGGGCGGGGGGUGCUGGGGCCCACGACCUGGCCGCAGCUGCAGCCGCCGCCGCAUACGGCAUGAGCCACCAAAAUCUGCCGCCCUCGGCGCUAAAUGCCGCCUACGCUGCAGCUGCCGCCUCCCGGCCUCCGCCCCUCGUCGGUUACCCGGAUCCGGCGCAGAUGCGUGCGCCGCCCCUCGGCCCCGCUUCGCUCGCCGGCAUACCUGGCGGCAAACCGGCAUACUCGUUCCACGUGAGCGCCGAGGGUCAAAUGCAGCCGGUGCCGUUCCCGCCGGAUGCGCUGAUUGGUCCGGGCAUUCCACGGCAUGCGCGCCAAAUCAACACCCUGUCUCACGGCGAGGUGGUCUGCGCCGUCACCAUCUCCAACCCCACCAAGUACGUCUACACCGGCGGCAAGGGAUGCGUCAAGGUGUGGGACAUCAGUCAACCCGGCUCCAAGUCGCCUGUCUCGCAGCUCGACUGUCUGCAACGUGACAAUUACAUUCGGUCGGUGAAGCUGUUGCCCGACGGCCGCACCCUGAUUGUUGGCGGCGAGGCAAGCAACCUGUCCAUCUGGGACCUGGCGUCGCCGACGCCCCGCAUCAAGGCCGAACUCACUUCGAGUGCCCCCGCCUGCUAUGCGCUGGCCAUCAGUCCUGACUCAAAGGUGUGCUUCAGCUGUUGUUCGGAUGGCAACAUAGCCGUGUGGGACCUGCAGAACCAGACGCUUGUGCGACAGUUCCAAGGCCACACUGACGGUGCGUCAUGCAUUGACAUCAGCGCUGAUGGCACCAAGCUGUGGACGGGCGGCCUCGACAACACUGUGCGCUCCUGGGAUCUGAGGGAGGGCCGUCAGUUGCAACAGCACGACUUCUCUUCACAGAUCUUCUCGCUGGGCUACUGCCCGACAGGCGAGUGGCUGGCGGUGGGCAUGGAGAAUAGCAAUGUGGAAGUGCUGCACGCGCACAAGCCUGACAAGUACCAGCUGCACCUGCAUGAGUCGUGUGUGCUCUCUCUGCGAUUCGCCGCUUGUGGCAAGUGGUUUGUCUCCACCGGCAAGGACAACCUGCUCAACGCCUGGCGAACGCCCUAUGGUGCCAGCAUAUUCCAGUCGAAAGAGUCAUCAUCAGUUCUGAGCUGUGACAUCUCAGCUGACGACAAGUACAUUGUGACCGGAUCUGGAGACAAGAAAGCAACUGUCUACGAGGUAAUUUACUGACCACGCGGAAGCAAAUCUAAAAAACGAUCCGAGAAGUCAAACUACACUGCUUCCGCCACACAAAAACAACAUUAGCAACAGUAAUAGUUUGCAAAGCCCUAAGGACUGUGUUUCACAGCUACAGAACAGUGUUGGUACUUCUAAACAAAGGAUUGUGUUUCACAGCCACAUACCAGUGUUGGUACUUCUUAACAAUGGACUGUUUCACAUCCAUAAAACAGUGUUGGUACUUUCUAAACAAAGGAUUGUGUUUCACUGCCAUAGAACAGUGUUGGUACUUUAUAAACAAAAGAUUGAGUUUCACAGUGUUGGUACUUUCUAAACAAAUGACUGUGUUUCACAGCCAUAAAACAGUGAUGGUACUUUAUAAACAAAGGAUUAAGUUUCACAGUGUUGGUACCUUCUAAACAAAGGACUGUUUUUCACAGCCAUAAAACAAUGUUGGUACUCACCAAACAAGCUAUUCAAAUCUAGUUGAAGCUUUGAACUCAUGAUUGUGUGUUGGUGCUUAGAGUGUACGGUAGACCAUGUUUAGCAGCCUUAGAGCAGUGUUGGUACUUUUCAAAUAAGUGAUGAAAUUUCUCAAAUUUAUUCAUAUGGAUAUCAGUGGCACAGUCAAGUUAUUUGUUAGUUUAUAAUAAUGAAACCAGUGGUACUGUUAUAAAAUUAAGCAACCAGAGAUAAAAACAAUGUGUAAUUUUGUAAAAAUUGAUACUUACAACGCAAUAAUCGAACAAGUUCUAGAUUUGGCAAGUCUAGCUUCAGUUAAUUUUGAAAAUAGCAUAAUAUUUCGGAUUCGAAUCUCAUGAUAGAUGAUAAAUAUGUAUGUACAGUAUAAAUUGCUUCACUCUACACUUGAUGUGAUUUUUGUAAUAAUAUAUUGUUGAAUCUGGUAAUUUUGUAAUAAAAAGUUAUUCUGUAAAUUAUGCUUGAAAUGAGUUUUUGUUAUUGAUCGACAAAUGGUGAAUUAUCACUUUUUGAAAGAAUCUUCGUGGUAAAAAGAAUUUAAAUUUAAAACUGGUAGGUUAGUUUCAUGGUGGAGUUGUAUUAUGAAGCGCUAACAACAUGACUAGGGUCUACACUUUAGAUUAUUUUGAAAAAGAGUUGAAGUUGAUGUCCUACAAAAAUCUUGAAGUCUCAGUAAAUUUUUUCCUUGUAAACAAUUCAUGAAGUUCAUCAACUAAAAUAGAAUAUUAAUAUUAUUGGAUAAUCGGAAUUGAACGGUUAUAAGUUAUCGUUUUAACUACUACUAGUUUGAUUUAGAAAAGAACGACCUUUACUCCAAGUACAAGUAGUAAUAAAAUGUUAUGCCAGCAGGGGCCUAUUUCACAAAGGUACAAGUAUUGUUACCAAUCAUGGUUACGCACAAUUACUUGUAGUUACAAGUUUACAAGUAAUCACGUUUCACAAAAAUGUAUGAUCUACAAGUUUACAAUUAGUAUACAAGUACUUCAAUAGUAAACAUAACCUAUUUUCAUGAUAAUUUCCUUUUUUCAUUAUUAAAAAAGGUUACUUGUACUUUUUAAUAAUUACUUUGAAAGCAAUAUAAUGGUUUUGUACAGUCUACUUUAUUGAUUGCUGAAUUUGUAACCUACAUAGUUUUCCUACUGUGUGUAUAUAUAGUAUAUGUACUAUAUAUAAUGUAUACUAUAAUUAUAUACUGUGUAUAUAUACUAUAGUACACAUAACCUAUGAGGUAACACAUUAAUGACUAUUUUGGAAAUUCAUUUAAUUUAAUUUCCUAAUGCAUAUAUUUCCAAAAUAAUGAAUUAUAGAGGAAUAUAGGACAUUUUUGAUUAUUAGAAAUAAUUAUUGAAUAUUUAAAAUCAUUUUAAUGAUCACUUGUAAAUCCUUUACAUGGCUUUCCACUUCUGUAAAAAUUUCUUAGUUACGAACAAGUAAAUUCGACAAAAAUUGUUGGCUACAAUGACUAUUUUUUGUGAAACACUUAUUCGUAACAAGCAAAUCACUUCUAAACUUGUAGAAAUUCAUUGUAACUACAAGUUUACAAUUCUGCUUUUGUGAAACGCUUGUAAUCAGCUGUUCUCCAAAACCAUGGUUGGCAACAAGACUUGUAACCUACUUGUACCUUUGUGAAACAGGCCCCAGGUGUUUUAAUUGAAGAUGAGAGUAACAAUUAUUAUAUUAUAAUUUUUGUUAGCAAGAGUCAAUUUUAAAGUAAAAUAAUACACAGACCGACUUACCCUCAUUCAUCUGGAAUGAUCAGUUUGAGGUUUUCACGAAAAGUUAUCUUGAAGGCACUGUUUUUACAACUUUUGCUAUUGGGAAUAUUCUCCUAUAGUGAGUCCACGUUAUGAUGGCAGUGGAGAAAGAUAGGGGAACAACGUUGCCGAUCCUCUGUCUUGUCAAUGCCUUCUAUAGACGGUAGCUGAUACAGGUUUAUUGACGUAAUAAUAACUGUUCAUUCUGGUUUAAAAUAAUCAAUUAUACUUUAUUAAGCAAGAAAUUAUAUAAUGAUUUUUCAUAAAUAUUUUGUCAAUUAAUUAUCAAUUCUACAUUUUUAAAAGACGAUCUGGCAACAGAGCAUAGCGAGAAAGAGACAGCGCUAUUCGCUUUGUUGAAUAAUAGACAAGGAUAGCAAUACCAUUGCUAAUCAAACACUGCCAUUAUAACGUGGACCUCACUAUAGACUAGAGAACUAUAUUAAACUAUGUACUUGUUCUUGUACAUAAUAUUAUAUACAUGUUAUAAUAUGUAACUACGUAUCAUAUACGUGCUAUUUGAGUAUUGUAUAGAAAGGAUGUAUUUUUUAUUUUGAUGUGAGCCUGUUGGAUUUAAGUGGUAGUGCGAGCUAUGUUGAAGCAUUAGAAAGUUCUAAAACUUGUAUGACCAAUCCAGAAUAAUUAGAAUAGAAUCUUGAUUGAUAAACCAUGAAUUAUUUCGAUAUGUUUUUAUUUAUGUUUGGACAUAGCUAUUAACCUUAAGCUACUGAUUGAGUCCUUGUGAAGCCUUCAACUUUGAUGUACUAAGAAAAUAAAUCACUAUUCUGACUUCAAAGUAAUCUCUUAUUAUAGUCAGCCGUACGAAAGUAGUCCGAUGUAAAUUGGAACGGAUGAGUGCUUAGUGUUGUCAAAUCAAGUUUAUCAACGUCGUCUACAACUAAUUUUAAGGUCCGGCUCCCGAGCUCAGGAUUAUCUAAGUUCUAGACUUUAAACAGCUGGAGUCAGAAAAUUUGCUUUCCAAAACGGGGCGUAGUCGCAGUCCAAUAUUUAAAUUUCUAAAAACUUAAAAUUGAACGUAAAAUAGAGUAAAUUUUCAGCUAUUUUGAAUUAUCUAGCAAUGUUUCAUUUCGUCAAGGAAAAACGUUUCCUAUGAUAGAAAUGAGAAAAUAGAGAUUAUGUUAAAAACUGCAACUACGCCCCGUUUCGGAAAGCCAAUUUUCUGACUCCAGCUGUUGAAGUCUAGAACCUAGCUGCAUUCCGAGCUCGAAAACCGGCCCUAAAUGAUAGUUAAUAAAUAUUUUCAUCAUACCUAACUCAAGAUCUCUUAUCAGUUAUCACCUCAGCAUUGUAACCAAAUUUUCUUCAGUGGAGGCUUGUAAAAUUAAAAAAGUAAACAGCGAAUACUUGAAAAAUCAAUAAAGUAAACAGUGUAGAUUAGGUUUACUUUUAACCCUCAACAUAGCUCGAUAAUAUAAAUGAUGAUGUUGAAUAAUUAAACACAUGAUUGUGAAUAUGGUGUAUCAUUUAUUAUGUAUAUUUAACAUCAAUACAAACAUAAUCGUUUCAUUUCA